GUGAGGGGUUGUCAGCCCCGCUAGCAAAUGGCGGCGGUGAAGUCCCGCCGACCUGCCUCAAGCCACGCUCUCGGUCAUGGACCGAGCAACAGCAAGCGCGGUGGCGGCACAUGACCCGCGACUUGAGCGGCAGCGGCGGCGGCAGCAGCGGCGGUAGCAGCGGCGACUGUUGGUAUAGCCUCGACGGACAUUCCGCCAGCAGCAGCGCGGGCGGGUACUGCUGCGAUGGACCUAGCGGCAGCUGCGGCGGCGGCGGCCAUGCGAGGUUGGUGGACCGCAGCGUGACGGCGCUCGUGUACGACGGCAGCGGGUCGCGGCUGUUCGCUGCGAGCUGCGGAGCAGUGGCGGGCUGGGCGCUGAGGCAGCUGGAGCAGCCUGAGCGCGUUCCGACCUUACAUCCCCCCACCUGCCUGCUCAUCGCUCCGGAGGACUACGGCCACCGCAGCGGCAGCGGAGGUGGCAGCUGCACCAGAAGUAGCAGCAGCAGCGGCAGCCCUGUUAGAGGCAGUAGCGGCUGCGGCUGCAUGCUUUCCGCCGAUCCCGCCACCCAUGCAAGCUGCUCUUCCUCGCGCAGCACGAGUACUGCUGUCGACGGCGCCGGUAGCAACAAAAACAGGGUCGCCGCCAACACCAAGCACACUACUAUCGCCUACGCCGUUGAUAACGCCAGCGGCGGCAUGCGGGAUGCCAAUCCCAACAACCCCGCUGCCGCUGUUGGUGCAAUCGACACCUCCACCGGUUUCGCGUCCUGUCGCCCCCGCCGCCACUUCCGUCGCUCCUCCGCCGCCCCCCACCCACCCACCGUGAGCUCACUGGCAAUCUCCCACAGCGGCACUCACCUCGCAUUCGCGUUGGCAGAUGGCGCCGUACAUCUCACCAUGUACGCCACCUCCGCCGCCACCGCAACCGCCGUCGCCGUCGCCGCCGCCGCCGCCUCCAUUGGCAGCGGUGCCUUGCCGGGUGGUUGCCAUCUCGUCCCGCGCGCAGCCUGCGUGCGAUUGUUGCCGCCGGGUCCGCAGCCGUCGCUGCAGGCGGCCGGGCACACGCAGCCCGGUACGGCAACGCAGCUGGCGUUUACUCGGGACGAGCGGCGGUUGAUGGUCUUGGGCUUGGGGCUUAGACCCGGCGUUGAGUCGGACGUUGAGGUUGGUGACGGGAGGCGACAAAGGAGGAGCCCUGUUGCGAGUAGGCUAGCGGAGGUGGAAGCAGUGGAAGAGGAGGGCGGCUGUACCGGUGGCGGCGGCGAACGGCAUGUCUCUGGCGCCAGCGGUGGCACUCGAGGUGUCCUUGAGGUGGAAGCGGAGGCAGCAGUGGGCGGGGUGGUGCGGUACGUGCUGCACUGCUUUCCGCUGACUGGGGAAGAGGGCGCUGGG
Molecule: messenger RNA, 1373 nt
Organism: Astrephomene gubernaculifera
Lineage: Eukaryota; Viridiplantae; Chlorophyta; Chlorophyceae; Chlamydomonadales; Astrephomenaceae
Source: the annotation of a GenBank genome assembly